This is a messenger RNA of Maudiozyma saulgeensis, 1947 nucleotides long. The record is from the annotation of a GenBank genome assembly. NCBI's taxonomy places the organism in Eukaryota, Fungi, Ascomycota, Saccharomycetes, Saccharomycetales, Saccharomycetaceae.
AUGCCAUCGCAUAACUUAAAAAGAGAAAAACAUCUCAAUGAAAUGGAGGUCAGAUCUGAUGCACAUGAAAAUGGUGUAAAUGCUCAUGAUUCUGUGGAAGAAGCUGUGUUAAAAUAUGUUCGUGAUGGAUUUCAACAGAAUGAUUUACAAAAGAUGUCACCAGAUAACGGCAACGGCGGCAACGAUCAAGGAGAUAAUGAAAAUAAUCAAGGUAAGAAUAAUAGUAAUGCAGGUACUUCUGCGACAACCAAUGACGAUAUGAGUUGGUAUUUAAAGCACGACGAAGAUAUAAACCAAUAUGAUAGACAAGGUGCAAAUGUUACAAAUGAUGAUGAUUCUCAAGCUGCCACAUCAGAAUCUGUAGCAAUGGCGGCUGUUGCUGCAGCUUAUGCAUCAUCAUCAACAGCUGGUAAAUCUGAGAAACGCAAACACAAGAAAUCGCAUAACGAUGAUAAUGGAAAGAAACCCAAAAAACAUAAGAAACAAAAGAAAUCUGAUAAAACCGAUAAAACCAAAGAAGAAGAAGAGGAAGAAGAAGAAGAAGAAGAAGAAGAAGAAGAAACUUCGAUCGCAGUUGAUCCAGCGCUAGCUACUCUAGAUGAUGAUGAAGGCAAUGACGCAAAUAAUAAUUCCCAGGAUCACUUGGUCCGUAAGGCUAUUAUAGAUACGGUCAGCAUAACUCAAAAUCCUGAUUUCCAACAAUAUUUAAAUACUGAUAUAUCGACAAAGGAUGAGGCUCCUACAAAAAAAGUGAUUACCGAAAACGUUAAGACAUUAAAGACGAAAAAGAGUUCGAACGACAGUGAUAGUAACACAUUGGUUGAUUCAGUUUCAGUGGUGGAACCUAUAGCACCUACCAAAAGUUAUAAUGAUCUAGGUAAGGAUUAUGAUGGUGCUUUACCUAAGGGCGUUUCAAUCACCGAUGUAAGAUUAAAAAAUGACAAGGAUACUCACUUACUUUUAAGUGCGGCUACCGAUGCGUCAAAGAUGAUUCGUGAGGGUACUCAAAGCACUGGUAAAGUAUUCGAUGCUAUUGAAGAAAGUGCUUUAGACCAGUUCAUAACGGAAUACAGUAGGAUCAAAGGCUUUACCAGGAGAGAAACAUGUGAAAGAAUUUGGACAAAUGGUCGUCGUAAGGAUGACUUCUGGAUUAAUAUUUGUAAGGUACUACCUUACAGAACAAGAUCGUCCAUAUAUAAGCAUGUCCGUAGGAGAUAUCACAUAUUUGAACAACGUGGUAAAUGGACACCAGAGGAAGAUGCCGAAUUGGCUAAGCUUUGCUUGGAAAAAGAAGGGCAAUGGUCCGAGGUUGGUAAAUACUUGGGUAGAAUGCCAGAAGAUUGCAGGGAUCGUUGGAGAAACUAUAUAAAAUGUGGAUCAAAGAGGGCCUCCAACAAAUGGACCCCAGAGGAGGAAGAAAAAUUGAAAGACGUCAUUGCAAGAUUAAUAUUCGAUGCUACUGGGCAAACAGGUGAAUUCCCAGAGAAAAAAACAGGUGAGGUUGAUGAAGAUGGCCUCGAGAUUGAGAGAAGUCUUCCAACUAUGCCUAAAAUGAAAGAAAAUCAAAAGAAGUUCCAGGACAUAAUCAAUUGGACAUUAGUAAGUGAAAAUAUGGAUGGCACAAGAUCUCGUAUCCAAUGUAGAUACAAAUGGAAUAAACUUGUUAAAAAACAAGCAACUCAAAGAAUUCAGAAUAUUUCAGAAUCUACAAAGAAAUGGACAUUGGAAAAGUUAAGAGAUCUUGGAUUUACUGAAGAUUCCCAAGUGGACUGGGAUGAACUUGCAACUCUUUGCCCUGAUACUGAAUGGUCUGGUCUAGAACUAAAACUAUCCUACGAAAAAUUGCGGACUUUGGUAAAAGAUCACAAAUCUAAAAAUAUAAAUGAAAUAUCGAAAGAAUUACUUGGUAUCAUAGAUGGUCCAUCGCAAGGCGACAAAGAUACUUAG